Molecule: messenger RNA, 603 nt
Organism: Lactuca saligna
Lineage: Eukaryota; Viridiplantae; Streptophyta; Magnoliopsida; Asterales; Asteraceae
Source: the annotation of a GenBank genome assembly
AUGAUGAAGGACAUAGCUACUUUAGAUCACAAUUAUUCUACUAUUCACAAUAAGGUAGAUAUAAUUGUUGGUGCUAUGGCCAAAGCAGUUGAGCUUUAUACUUCCUUGGGGGUGAAACUUGAUUUGAAAGCAGAGGUUGAUGCUAAUAGCUUUGGGAGUGUUGAAAAAUUACUGAAAGAGUUAAAAGAUCUUUUGUUGAAGUGUGAUUUUUCAAAGUCUUCUGUUGUUUCUUCUGAAUCUUUCACUAAAAUUUUUUGCAUGUUAGAGUCCACAAUUCAAAAAGAAUUGGCUCCACUUGCAAAAAUUGUCAAUUUUAUGCCAACAAAUGCCCCGUCUGUGAGCACAGGUGUGCAAGGAGGAGAAAGAAUAAAUGUUGGCAGUGGGAGUGGAAAUAAAGGCGAAGCGCGUUCUGGAGGUGUUAAUGGGGAUGCGAAAGUGGUUGGAAGAGUCUUGAAUACUCAAAUUCCAACUUUUCUACCAAAAACUUUGACUGUAACUUCAUCAACAAUAACAACAACAAGGACUAUCUCAAACGACAUUGUUAUUGGAACUACUGGAGGAAGAUUAAUUAUGAAGAGUUGGAUAUUUCUAAACUUCAAGUGA